AAUAAAGAGGCAUAAAUUUGAUGGCUCUCUUCACUACUCCGAUCAUCAUCUUCUCCUUCUUAUUCUCACCAUUCUUCGAUAUCUCUACCGAUGCCAAAUUCUCCGAACAAUUCGCCGAAGCAACGACAAACUCCCCACACCGCACCGCCGAAAAGACGACACACCUCCAUUUCUACUUCCACGACAUCGUCAGCGGGCCCCACCCCACCGCCGUCACGGUGGCCGGCACGAAGAACAAGUUCGGCGCCACCGCGGUGAUCGACGACCCCCUGACGGAGAACCCCGAUCCCGGAUCGAAGGUGGUGGGAAGAGCGCAAGGAAUCUACGCCACCUCAUCAAAAGACACUGUUUCUUUGCUCAUGGUUUUGAAUUUCGUGUUUGUGGAGGGUGUGUACAAUGGAAGCGCGCUCAGCGUUUUGGGGAGGAACCGGUUUCUCGAGCCGGUUCGGGAAUUGCCGGUUCUUGGCGGGACCGGAAUAUUCCGGUUCGCUCGUGGAUAUGCUUUGGCGAAAACGGUGACGUUUGAUGUUGGAACUGGGGAUGCUGUCGUUGAGUACAAUGUGUUUGUUUUGCAUCACUGAAGAAAAAAAAUCAUGUGUUAUUAUUAAUUUAUUAUUGUUCACGUUUCUAAAUAUCAGGGUUUUAUUUUAUUUUUUAAUCAUAAAUUGCUGAAACUUUUGGUUAUUCA
Erythranthe guttata (spotted monkey flower) is the source of this 688-nucleotide messenger RNA. RefSeq names its product dirigent protein 22. The record is from RefSeq and is a predicted model, not a curated record. NCBI's taxonomy places the organism in Eukaryota, Viridiplantae, Streptophyta, Magnoliopsida, Lamiales, Phrymaceae.